Urocitellus parryii (Arctic ground squirrel) is the source of this 2318-nucleotide messenger RNA. It is a transcript of the gene Pgk1, whose product is annotated as phosphoglycerate kinase 1. Lineage: Eukaryota; Metazoa; Chordata; Mammalia; Rodentia; Sciuridae. Gene Ontology annotation, biological process: glycolytic process; gluconeogenesis. The record is from RefSeq and is a predicted model, not a curated record. Gene Ontology annotation, cellular component: cytosol. Gene Ontology annotation, molecular function: ADP binding; ATP binding; phosphoglycerate kinase activity.
GGCGCGCUCCCGGUGGGCGAGGUGCUCAGCAUUCUGCACGCGUCUGGACAGCAAGUCGGUCGCGUUAUCCUUCUCUCAGUCUCCGACCUCUCGCCCUCGCCUUAUUGCCAAAAUGUCGCUGUCUAACAAGCUGACUCUGGACAAGCUGGACGUUAAAGGGAAGAGGGUCAUUAUGAGAGUGGACUUCAAUGUUCCUAUGAAGAAUAACCAGAUAACGAACAAUCAGAGGAUUAAGGCUGCUGUCCCAAGCAUCAAAUUCUGCUUGGACAAUGGAGCCAAGUCAGUUGUCCUUAUGAGCCACCUCGGCCGGCCUGAUGGUGUUCCCAUGCCUGACAAGUACUCCUUAGAACCAGUUGCUGCAGAACUAAAAUCCUUGCUGGGCAAGGAUGUUCUGUUCUUGAAGGACUGUGUGGGCCCAGAAGUAGAGAAAACUUGUGCCAAUCCACCAGCUGGGUCUGUUAUCCUGCUGGAGAAUCUUCGCUUUCAUGUUGAGGAAGAAGGGAAGGGAAAAGAUGCUUCUGGGAACAAGAUUAAAGCUGAACCAGCUAAAGUAGAAGCUUUCCGAGCGUCACUUUCCAAACUAGGGGAUGUCUAUGUGAAUGAUGCUUUCGGCACUGCCCAUCGAGCUCACAGCUCCAUGGUGGGAGUCAAUCUUCCACAGAAGGCUGGUGGUUUUUUGAUGAAGAAGGAGUUGAACUAUUUUGCCAAGGCCUUGGAGAGCCCAGAGCGACCUUUCCUGGCCAUCUUAGGCGGAGCUAAAGUUGCAGACAAGAUCCAGUUGAUCAAUAAUAUGCUGGACAAAGUGAAUGAGAUGAUUAUUGGUGGUGGAAUGGCUUUUACCUUCCUUAAGGUGCUCAACAACAUGGAGAUUGGCACUUCUCUGUUUGAUGAAGAGGGAUCCAAGAUUGUCAAAGACCUUAUGUCCAAAGCUGAGAAGAAUGGUGUGAAGAUUACUUUGCCUGUUGAUUUUGUCACUGCUGACAAGUUUGAUGAGAAUGCCAAGACUGGCCAGGCCACUGUGGCCUCUGGAAUACCUGCUGGCUGGAUGGGCUUGGACUGUGGCCCUGAGAGCAGCAAGAAGUAUGCUGAGGCUGUUGGUCGGGCUAAGCAAAUUGUAUGGAAUGGACCUGUGGGUGUCUUUGAAUGGGAAGCUUUUGCCCGGGGAACCAAAGCACUCAUGGACGAGGUGGUGAAAGCCACUGCCAGGGGCUGCAUCACUAUCAUAGGUGGUGGAGACACUGCCACUUGCUGUGCCAAAUGGAACACAGAGGAUAAAGUCAGCCAUGUGAGCACUGGUGGUGGUGCUAGUUUGGAGCUCCUGGAAGGUAAAGUCCUUCCUGGGGUGGAUGCUCUCAGCAAUGUUUAGUACUUUCCUGCCUUUUGGUUCCUGUGCACGGCCCCUAAGUCAUCUUAGCAUUUUUCGCGUCUCCACUUGGCAUUAGCUAAAACCUCCCCGCACAUCAAGGUUCAGCUAGUGGCCAAGAGAGGUAGCACCAGGAACCCUUAAACAGUUGCACAGCAUCUCAGCUCAUCUUUACUGCACCCUGGAUUUGCUUAUAUUCUUCAAGAUCUCAUUUAAAUUUCUUGGUGACUAAACCAUUGUGCAUUCUAGAGUGCAUCUAUUUAUAUUUUGCCUGUUAAAACAAAGUGAGCUGUGUUAGCUUAGUUCUCUUUUUGAAGUAGCUUAUUUUGAUUAGCUUGUCACUAUUCACUACUCGGCAUGGAAACAAGAUGAAAUUCCAGUUUUAGGGAGAAGCAAUUGAUGAACUAUUAAAUGAUCAAUAAACAUGUCCAUUGAAACUGGAAUUUUUUUCCUGUCAUACUUUGUUAGGAAGGGUAAGAAUAGAAACUUGAAGGGACCAAAUAUCUACAUUUCUAAAUGUAAGGAAUGGGAUGGCAGCAGUGGGGAGGUGGGGGGAUUAGAUGAAUGCCUACUCCUUAUUGAAGAAUUACACUGUGUUUUUAUUUUAAAUUUUUAUCAGUUUGACACAGUCAUAAUGUAAACAGUCAAGGUUUUACUGCAGCAAAUAGAGCCUCAGCUUACUCCUCCCAUAUGUGAUUCCCAUUUGCCAGAGGUGACCACUGUUUUUCUAGUUAUUUGCCUCCAUGUUUCUAAUUAACAUCCUGUGAGCUUCUUGGAAUUUUUUUUUUAAAAGGUACCUAUUAAUUUCAUACCAUUGAAGAUUUAACAUAUAUCCUCUGUUCCACAUAACCUACUACUUCAUUCUUACAGUAUAGUUUUAUCACAGAUUAAAGUUUACAGUAUGAUUUUAAAUAUUGUUCUGCUUAACUAUGUAGUAUGCUAUAUUUACUUAUGU